This is a messenger RNA of Ctenocephalides felis (cat flea), 2046 nucleotides long. Its product is annotated as alanine--glyoxylate aminotransferase 2-like. Gene Ontology annotation, molecular function: pyridoxal phosphate binding; transaminase activity. Gene Ontology annotation, cellular component: mitochondrion. The record is from RefSeq and is a predicted model, not a curated record. The transcript has 11 exons. Bases 82 to 1674 code for a protein of 530 amino acids. Lineage: Eukaryota; Metazoa; Arthropoda; Insecta; Siphonaptera; Pulicidae.
UAAUUGAAAGUUUUUUAUAUUUUUUUUAUUAAAGUAUUCUGUUAAUUUCGUUGAUAAUAAAUUAAUAAAAAGUGCGCGAAAAUGUCUGCAUCUCCUCUGGAACGAUUGUCAAAAACGGAAACCAUCGAGUUGAGGGACAAACAUAUUGGAAAAUCCUGCCAACUGUUCUUCCGGGAGGAUCCUCUGAAGAUUGUAAGAGGCGAGGGUCAAUACAUGUACGACGAGACUGGCACAAAGUACUUGGACUGCAUCAAUAAUGUAGCACACGUUGGUCACUGCCACCCAAAAGUAGUAGCAGCCGGCGUUCGCCAAAUGUCCCUGCUCUACACCAACAACCGCUUCCUUCACGACGAGCUGGUGAUCCUGGCUCGCAGGAUUUCCUCUCUUUUGCCAGAACCCCUGAGCGUCUGCUACCUCGUCAAUUCAGGAUCGGAGGCUAACGAUUUGGCUCUCAGGUUGGCAAGGAUCCACACAGGAAACAAGGAUGUCAUCACGCUGCAACACGCUUACCAUGGACACCUGACCAGCACCAUUGACAUGUCACCGUACAAAUUCGAUUUGCCAGGCGCUCCGCCCAAACCUGAUCACGUACACGUGGCGCCAUGUCCUGAUGUGUAUCGCGGCAUCUACCGCAAGAGCGACCUGCCCGAGGGCUCCGAUCUUGGUAAAAUGUACGGAGACAGCGUUGGCCAAAUUUGCGAAGAAGUUUGCGAAAAAUUGAGAGGUACAACUGAUAGUAAAAAUAAAGUUCCCAAUGGAUACACUAAUGGAGUCGAAAAAACUAAUGGUGAAGCAAAAGUUGCUCCUAAAAAAGGCGAGGGAGUGUGCGCUUUCUUUGCCGAGAGUUUGAUCAGUUGCGGAGGACAGGUUGUGCUUCCUCCUGGGUAUCUUGAGACGGCUUAUAAGCACGUUCGUGCUGCAGGUGGUGUUUGCGUGGCUGAUGAAGUCCAGGUCGGUUUUGGACGAACUGGCAAAUGGUGGGCGUUUGAGCAUCAAACAAAUUCCUCAGAUAAGUCAAGUGUUUGUCCUGACAUUGUCACAAUGGGCAAACCAAUGGGCAAUGGUCAUCCUGUUGCCGCAGUCGUCGUAACUCAAGAAAUCGCAAAAAGUUUCCAAGACACAGGAGUGGGAUAUUUCAACACGUAUGGAGGAAAUCCUGUUUCCUGUGCCAUUGCCAAUGCAGUUCUGGACGUUUUGGAAGAAACUGAUGUUUUAUCCCAUGCAAAGAAACUUGGUGAAAUUUUAAUACAAGGCGGAGAAAAACUUAUGCAAAGGCAUCCACUUAUUGGUGAUGUCAGGGGUGAAGGACUUUUUGUAGGAUAUGAAAUGGUUGAAGAUAGAGUUACAAAGGUACCAGCUAGUGAAAAAGCUAAAUGGAUUGUAAGCAGGAUUCGAGAAAAGAAUCACAUGCUUCUGAGUACUGAUGGACCCGAUGGCAAUGUCAUAAAAGUGAAACCUCCAAUGGUAUUCACCGAACAAAAUUGUUUUGAACUUUUGCAAGCAAUGGAUGAAUUAUUGUGCGAAUUGGAAACAUUGGAGACAGAUAAGAAUCGCACAACGACUACAAAUGCCAAACUUCAAGGUGCAAUCAGCCAAACCACAACGAACUUGGCAACAUGUCACGUGACCACAGUACCUUCGAAGUCAAAACGAGAUCUCAUCAAAUCAAUUUGAGCGUUCGUGGUGAUAUUUUAUACAUAUUUAUAAGAAAAUAGAUUCUAGUUUAUUAUUAGUAAUAUUAUAUAUUGCAAUAGUUGUCGUGUAAAUCGUAAUGACACUCAGAAAAGGUAUUAUAAUGGUUCUUUGUGAAGGAAGGAUAAACGACAUUUUUGACAGUUGAUUUGUUCAAGUAAGUGAUUAGUAUUUAAAUAGUUUUAUUUUUAUUCAAAAUUAAGCAAAACCAAUAAUGCCUCAGAAUAGUUACUGGUUGUAAAUGUAAGUACGCUUUUAUAAAGUGCAUAUCUGCAGAAGUUUUAUAUUUUUUUUAUUAUUAAAAUUUUAUGUUAGGUCAGGUUAGAUUAGGUUUAUUUGAACAGAUUUUGAAUU